UUGACAAUGGCCCGUACCAAGCAGACCGCUCGUAAAUCCACCGGUGGUAAAGCGCCCCGCAAACAGCUCGCCACCAAGGCGGCCCGCAAGAGCGCGCCCGCCACCGGCGGCGUCAAGAAGCCCCAUCGUUACAGGCCCGGCACCGUCGCCCUCCGUGAGAUCCGUCGCUACCAGAAGAGCACUGAGCUUCUGAUCCGCAAGCUGCCCUUCCAGCGUCUGGUGCGUGAGAUCGCUCAGGACUUCAAGACCGAUCUGCGCUUCCAGAGCUCUGCCGUUAUGGCUCUCCAGGAGGCCAGCGAGGCUUACCUCGUCGGUCUCUUCGAGGACACCAACCUGUGCGCUAUCCACGCCAAGCGUGUGACCAUCAUGCCCAAGGACAUCCAGCUGGCUCGCAGGAUCCGCGGUGAACGUGCCUAA
Cydia strobilella is the source of this 417-nucleotide messenger RNA. RefSeq names its product histone H3. The record is from RefSeq and is a predicted model, not a curated record. Gene Ontology annotation, molecular function: structural constituent of chromatin; DNA binding; protein heterodimerization activity. Gene Ontology annotation, cellular component: nucleosome. NCBI's taxonomy places the organism in Eukaryota, Metazoa, Arthropoda, Insecta, Lepidoptera, Tortricidae. The transcript has a single exon. The coding region runs from base 7 to 417 and encodes 136 amino acids.